Molecule: messenger RNA, 1170 nt
Organism: Gopherus flavomarginatus (Mexican gopher tortoise)
Lineage: Eukaryota; Metazoa; Chordata; Testudines; Testudinidae
Gene: CCDC71L
Product: coiled-coil domain containing 71 like
Exons: 1
Coding region: 310-1074 (254 amino acids)
Source: RefSeq, a predicted model, not a curated record
UUUCCCAGCCAGCACACUCUCUCUCCUCCUCCCCAAGUAAGGGCAGGGUGAGGACAGCGAGCGUCUUCAGUGGCUGUUACUGAGCAUGCGCAGGAGGGCUGCCCUCCUGCGCAUGCUCAGUAACAGCCAAGCUGCCCCUUGUGUCUGAGGGGAGCGAAUGGGGCGGGGCCCUCCAGCCGGGCGGUAGGAUAUUGAUCGCUGCUCUCCGCCCUGGAACGAGGCGAGACAGGCAAAGGAGCGCCUUCGGCUGGGGCUGGCUGCCGCGGCGGCAGGAGACAGGCGAGCGAGCGGCGUGGUGCGGCCGCCGCUAUGGCCAGUUCUCACUGUGAGACCGUUGCGCCCUGCAGUCGGAGGCAGGCGGCGCUGGAGCGAGGAGCCAGGAGGAUGCAGCAGGAGGGAGCCGCCCGGGGAGCUGCUGCCGGGCUCGGCGCGGCGGUGUGGGGAGAGGAGGGCGAGGCGGAGAAAGUUGUCUACUCCCGGUCGCAGGUGUCCUCCGCCGGCACCAAGGCGCUGGGCGACGCCUUCAAGCUCUUCAUGCCCCGCUCCACCGAGUUCAUGAGCUCGGACUCGGAGCUGUGGAACUUCCUCUGCAGCCUCAAGCACCAGUUCUCCCCGGUCAUCCUGCGCAGCAAGGACGUGUACGGCUACGCCUCCUGCCGGGCCGUGGUGCCCGACAGCCUCCCGGCGCCGGGGCACCGGACCCGCCGCAGAGCGGCCAGGAGGCGCCCCCUGGCCGCCGGCACCAGGCGCGGAGCGCCCGGCCGCGCAAAGAAGGGGAGGAAACGCGCCCCAGCGCUCGCCGGUCCCCCCGGCAGGGAGGCGCAGCCGCCGCGGGAGGCGGAGCAGGUCGGCUCGGCCGAGGUGCCCUCGUGUGCUCCCUUUGGGGGCCGGUCCUUGGAGGAGAUCUGGAAAGCGGCCACCCCCAGUCUCACCACCUUCCCCACCAUCAAGGUGCGGGGCAGCGUCUGGAAGCCGCGGAGCCUGGAGGCGGCGCGGCGCCAGGCGCAGCGGAUCCUUCGAGUGGACCUGGCGCCAGUGGUGAGGCUCCGCCGCUUCCCCGUAGCCAGAUCGUGAGCUGCUGCCCCGCCUGGGAACGGGGACAUCGGGGCGGGGGGGAGGCUGUUCCCCGGGAAGAAGCGAACAGAGACAAGUGUCAGUCACCUGUUUACA